Danio aesculapii is the source of this 3344-nucleotide messenger RNA. RefSeq names its product zinc finger protein 850-like. Gene Ontology annotation, biological process: regulation of transcription by RNA polymerase II. Gene Ontology annotation, molecular function: DNA-binding transcription factor activity, RNA polymerase II-specific; RNA polymerase II cis-regulatory region sequence-specific DNA binding. Lineage: Eukaryota; Metazoa; Chordata; Actinopteri; Cypriniformes; Danionidae. The record is from RefSeq and is a predicted model, not a curated record. The coding region runs from base 11 to 2146 and encodes 711 amino acids. The transcript has 4 exons. Gene Ontology annotation, cellular component: nucleus.
UAAGAUUCACAUGAUGAACCACACUGGAGAGAAACCAUUCACAUGCACUCAGUGUGGGAAGAGUUUCAGCCAAUCAUCAUCCCUUAAUCAACACAUGAGGAUCCACACUGGAGAGAAACCAUUUACUUGCACUCAGUGUGGGAAGAGUUUUAACUGCUCAUCACACCUUAAUCAACACAUGAGGAUCCACACUGGAGAGAAACCAUUCACAUGCACUCAGUGUGGGAAGAGUUUCAGCCAAUUAUCAUCCCUUAAUCUACACACGAUGAGCCACACUGGAGAGAAACCAUUCACAUGCACUCAGUGUGGGAAGAGUUUUAACUGCUCAUCACACCUUAAUCAACACAUGAGGGUCCACACUGGAGAGAAACCAUUCGCAUGCACUCUGUGUGGGAAGAGUUUUAACAGCUCAUCACACCUUCAUCAACACAUGAGGAUCCACACUGGAGAGAAACCAUUCACAUGCACUCGGUGUGGGAAGAGUUUUAACUGCUUAUCACACCUUAAUAAACACAUGAGGAUCCACACUGGAGAAAAACCAUUCACAUGCACUCAGUGUGGGAAGAGUUUCAGCCAAUCAUCACACCUUAAUCAAUACAUGAUGAUCCACACUGGAGAGAAACCAUUCACAUGCACUCAGUGUGGGAAGAGUUUCAGAAAAUCAUCAUCCCUAAAUAAACACAUGAGGAUCCACACUGGAGAGAAACCAUUCACAUGCACUCAGUGUGGGAAGAGUUUCAGCAAAUCAUCACACCUUAAUCAACACAAGAUGAUCCACACCGGAGAGAAACCAUUCACAUGCCCUCAGUGUGGGAAGAGUUUCAGCAAAUCAUCACACCUUAAUCAACACAUGAUGAUCCACACUGGAGAGAAACCCUUCACAUGCACUCAGUGUGGGAAGAGUUUCAUCCACUCAUCACACCUUUAUCACCACAUGAUGAUCCACAUUGGAGAGAAACCAUUCACAUGCAACCAGUGUCGGAAGAGUUUCAGCCAAUUAUCAUCCCUUAAUAAACACAUGAGGAUCCACACUGGAGAGAAACCCUUCACAUGCAACCAGUGUGUGAAGAGUUUCAUCCACUCAUCACACCUUAAUCAACACAUGAUGAUCCACACUGGAGAGAAACCAUUCACAUGCAACCAGUGUGGGAAGAGUUUCAGCCAAUUAUCAUCCCUUAAUAAACACAUGUUGAUCCAUACUGGAGAGAAACCUUUUACAUGCAACCAGUGUGGGAAGAGUUUCAGCUUAUCAUCAACGCUUUAUAGACACAUAAAGAUCCACAUCAGAGAAAAACCAUUCACAUGCACUCAGUGUGGGAAGAGUUUCAGCCAAUCAUCAUACCUUAAUAAACAUACAAAGAUCCACACUGCGAAGAAACCUUUCACGUGCACUCAGUGUGGGAAGAGUUUUAAAUGCUCAUCACACAUUAAUAAACACAUGAGGAUCCACACUGGAGUAAAACCAUUCACUUGCACUCAGUGUGGGAAGAGUUUUAACAGCUCAUCACACCUUAAUCAACACAUAAGGAUCCACACUGGAGAGAAACCAUUUACAUGCACUCAGUGUAUGAAGAGUUUCAUCCAAUUAUCACAUCUUAGUCACCACAUGAGGAUCCAUACUGGAGAGAAACCAUUCACAUGCACUCAGUGUGGGAAUGGUUUUAGCCGAUCAUCACACCUUAAUAAACACAUGAUGAUCCACACCGGAGAGAAACCAUUCACAUGCACUCAGUGUGGGAAGAGUUUUAGCCGAUCAUCACACCUUAAUAAACACAUGAUGAUUCACACUGGAGAGAAACCAUUCACGUGCACUCAGUGUGGGAAGAGAUUUAAAUGCUCAUCACACAUUAAUAAACAUAUGAGGAUCCACACUGGAGUAAAACCAUUCACUUGCACUCAGUGUGGGAAGAAAUUCAGCCAAUUAUCACACCUUGAUCAACACAUAAGGAUCCACACUGGAGAGAAACCAUUUACAUGCACUCAGUGUGGGAAGAGUUUCAGCCAAUUAUCACACCUUAAUCACCACAUGAGGAUCCAUACUGGAGAGAAACCAUUCACAUGCACUCAGUGUGGGAAUGGUUUCAGCCGAUCAUCACACCUUAAUAAACACAUGAUGAUCCACACCGGAGAGAAACCAUACACAUGAACUCAGUGAGAAGAGUUUCAGCCAAUUAUCACACCUUAAUGAACACAUGAAGAUCCACACUGGUGCGAAAGAGUAUAUGUGCUUUGAGUGUGAGAAGACUUUUAUUAGAGCUUCAAAAUUGAGACUGCCCCAGGCGAUUCACAGUGUUAUAAGAGGUUUAAUCAGUUAACACAUUUGAAAACACAAAAGAGGAUGCACACUGGAGAGAAACUGUACAGAUCUGAUCUUUGUCUACAGAGUUUCGUUCAUUCGGCGCAGCUUAAGAAACACAUGGACAAAAAGUUGCAUCUUUAACAUGAAUGCAGCAAAACAUUUUCUCAUGUGCAGAGGAUGUUGCGUUCCUUGCGUUGUAGUGAAUGGUGCCCAUGGAAUUAAUGGUGCCAUUAUUAAUGUGAGACAACAAAAAUACAAACGCAAACCUCUCCUGUAUUCUGACAUUCCAAUUCUUCAGAGCUCAACUAUUUGAAACAGUCAAGAGUAAGAGAAGAGCACGACGUGACCAGAAGAGGACGCACAAGACUCAGGAACGGAGAAGAAGGGAGAUGUUACCUCUCUCUGACCCUUAUCUGUUCUUACCUUCUCCUGACCUCCUUUGAGUGCAAUACAACUUGCGCAGCUGACCCUGAAGACCUGAGACUCUGCUUGCGAAGCAGGGAGGUCUCAUAGUCAUCGUAAAUUAGGGAUGCCUCUCAUUGGAAAUACCUUGUGGAAUGCUUAGUGCCUUAAAAUAUCUAAAAAUUGUGUAUGAGAGUUCUUGUAUGUUGAUUUAUGUUCUAAGAUGUGCCUAUGGGACAGCUAUAAAUUUGUUCACAUAAGACAUGACCUAUACGUUUUGCUGAAUAGUAGAAUUAUUGACUGAGUGGUCAGACCACAUCAUUAGUUGGUCCUUAGUGACUUAUAAUUAGUGUUUUGAUAUAUUGGGUAAAAACCCAGAUGGUGUACGGGUAGUUAUAUGCAGUAUGUCAAGUCCUCACUGAUAUAUGAGGUGUAGUUAUGUGCAUGACCUGAUUUUGGAAGUUUAAAAAGCUGAACCAAACUGACCAGCUUUGUGCUUUCCGACUUCUGUAUACUGAGGUUGGUUGCCCUUUAUCCUCAACUGAGGAUAAAGUAAGGAUUUUGUUUCUGUCAUUUGUCUUUUGUUUAUUCUACUUUUUCACUGGAUUUUACUUUAUUAAUAAAAGUGUUUUUUUAUUACUUA